AUGGCGGACAUUUUUGACGGACACAAACCGUUAGCCGAGGAGAUACCAACAGAGACGACAACAACGGAAGCUGAGGAGAUACCAACAGAGACGACAACAACGGGAGCUGUGGAGAUACCAACAGAGACGACAACAACGGGAGCUGAGGAGAUACCAACAGAGACGACAACAACGGGAGCUGUGGAGAUACCAACAGAGACGACAACAACGGAAGCUGUGGAGAUAGAUACCAACAGAGACGACAACAACGGAAGCUGUGGAGAUACCAACAGAGACGACAACAACGGGAAUUGUGGAGAUACCAACAGAGACAACAACAACGGAAGCUGUGGAGAUACCAACAGAGACGACAACAAUGGGAAUUGUGGAGAUACCAACAGAGACAACAACAACGGAAGCUGUAGAGAUACCAACGGAGACGACAACAACGGGAGCUGUGGAGUGACCAACAGAGACGACAACAACGGGAGCUGUGGAGAUACUAAGAGAGACGAUAACAACGGGAGCUGUGGAGUGACCAACAGAGACGACAACAACAGGAACUGUGUAGAUAGCAACAGAGACGACAACAACGGGAGCUGUCGAGAUACCAACAGAGACGACAACAACGGGAGCUGA
Molecule: messenger RNA, 618 nt
Organism: Ylistrum balloti
Lineage: Eukaryota; Metazoa; Mollusca; Bivalvia; Pectinida; Pectinidae
Product: N66 matrix protein-like
Exons: 2
Coding region: 1-618 (205 amino acids)
Source: RefSeq, a predicted model, not a curated record